CACCCAAUUUCACAACUAAAAGCCCUCUCUCUCUCUCUCUCUCUCUCUCUCCACUUUCUCUCUCUACCUUCAGAUUUUUUUGUUUUCAAUUCUCCCUCGCUAGCCUCCGAACUUUCUGUAUCAUCUCUCUCUAAAUUGAUUGAAGACUUGGGAGAGAGAGAGAGAGAUAUGGAGCAGAAUCAGGGGGAUGUGAAUGAUAUAGAGAGUGAAGGAAUGGUGUACGAAGAGAAUGAGUUGCAGAGAAAUGGAUCGUCGUUUUCGGAGAAGAGUUUGAGCGGUGGGAUGAUCAGAGAGCCUCUUCUGGUGAAGAGCAGGAGGACGAACACUACCUCUCAGAUUGCCAUUGUUGGGGCUAAUGUUUGCCCCAUUGAAAGCCUCGAUUAUGAGAUUAUUGAAAAUUAUCUUUUCAAGCAGGACUGGAGGUCUAGGAAAAAGGUUCAGAUAUAUCAGUAUGUUGCUCUCAAGUGGACAUUUGCACUUCUUAUAGGAUUAAGUACAGGAUUGGUGGGCUUCUUUAAUAACCUUGCUGUUGAGAAUGUUGCCGGUUUUAAGCUUCUACUUACUAGCAAUCUCAUGCUCCAUGAAAAGUACUAUCAGGCUUUUGCAGCAUAUGCAGGUUGUAACCUGGUUUUGGCAAUUGUUGCUGCAGCCCUCUGUGCUUAUAUUGCCCCUGCUGCAGCCGGCUCUGGCAUACCUGAGGUGAAAGCCUAUCUCAAUGGUGUGGAUGCUCAUUCUAUUUUGGCUCCAAGUACCCUCUUUGUAAAGAUUUUUGGUUCCAUAUUUGGAGUUGCUGCUGGAUUUGUUGUGGGAAAGGAAGGACCCAUGGUACAUACUGGCGCCUGCAUAGCCAAUUUACUUGGACAGGGAGGUUCCCGCAAGUACCAUUUGACUUGGAAAUGGCUCAGAUACUUCAAAAAUGAUAGGGAUCGGCGGGAUUUGAUCACUUGUGGAGCUGCUGCUGGUGUAGCAGCUGCCUUCCGUGCCCCAGUUGGCGGAGUUCUCUUUGCUCUUGAAGAAGUAGCUUCAUGGUGGCGGAGUGCUCUUCUUUGGAGGACUUUUUUCACAACUGCUGUAGUAGCUGUGGUUUUGAGAUCUCUGAUAGAAUUUUGUGAGAGUGGAAAAUGUGGACUAUUUGGGAAAGGAGGUCUGAUCAUGUUUGAUGUCAAUUCUGCAGUGCCAUCUUACAAUGCACCAGAUUUAUUGGCAAUUAUAUUACUUGGAAUUAUUGGAGGUAUUUUCGGAAGUUUUUACAAUUAUCUUGUGGACAAGGUUCUUCGCACUUACAGUAUCAUCAAUGAGAGAGGUCCCAGAUUCAAAAUCUUUCUUGUUGUCGCCAUCUCCCUCCUGACCUCUUGUUGCUCUUAUGGCCUUCCAUGGUUGGUGAAGUGCACCCCAUGCCCCACUGGGCUUGAAGUUGAAUGCCCCGGCACAGGUCACUCUGGAAACUAUAAGAGCUUCCAGUGUCCACCAGGCUACUACAACGACCUUGCCUCCCUCUUGCUCAACACCAACGAUGAUGUCAUCCGCAACUUAUUUAGCUCUGGCACUAUAUACGAGUUUCAUCUCUCAACCCUUUUAAUUUGCUUUGUUGUUAUAUUCUGCCUUGGUAUUGUCACUUAUGGCAUCGCCAUUCCAUCUGGGCUCUUCAUCCCUGUUAUACUUGCUGGAGCCUCCUAUGGACGACUCGUUGGGACCCUUUUAGGCUCUUUCUCUGAUUUAGAUGUUGGCCUCUUUGCGCUCCUCGGGGCUGCUUCCUUUCUUGGUGGAACCAUGAGAAUGACAGUUUCACUUUGUGUCAUACUUCUCGAACUUACAAAUGAUCUAUUAAUUCUACCACUGUUGAUGCUAGUUCUCCUUAUUUCAAAAACUGUGGCCGAUUGUUUCAACAAAGGGGUCUACGACCAAAUAGUGAAAAUGAAGGGAUUGCCUUACAUGGAGGCCCAUGCCGAACCAUACAUGAGGCACUUGGUUGCAAGCGAUGUUGUCUCUGGUCCCUUGAUAGCAUUCUCUAGUGUUGAGAAAGUGGGCAAUAUAGUACAUGCACUAAAGUUAACAAACCACCACGGGUUCCCUGUGAUUGAUGAGCCGCCUUUCUCAGAUGUGCCGGAGUUGUGUGGGCUUGCUUUGAGAUCCCACUUGCUUGUUUUGCUUAAAGGAAAGAUAUUUACCAAGCAAAGGGAGUUGAGUGGAUCAGAAAUUUUACAGAGGUUUCACGCGUUUGACUUUGCAAAGGCAGGAUCGGGGAAGGGGCUCAAACUGGAGGAUUUGGAAAUUAAUGAGGAGGAAAUGGAGUUAUAUGUCGAUCUCCAUCCGAUCACUAAUACAUCCCCAUAUGCGGUAGGGGAGACAAUGUCCCUAGCUAAAGCUGCAGUCCUGUUUCGGGAGCUUGGUCUCAGGCACAUGUGUGUUGUGCCAAAAACACCUGGGAGACCUCCAAUUGUAGGAAUCUUGACAAGGCAUGACUUCAUGCCGGAACACGUUUUGGGACUUCACCCGCAUCUUAACCCUCACAUGUAGCUUGAGAAUUCGCAAAAGUGCGCAUCGCCUACCAUUAUUUAUCCUUUGUACAUUAUCAUGUGGAUAAUACAGAUUAAUUAUCGAAAUUAAAAAUUCUACAAUUCUUGUUGUUCAAAUUCUGAGAGGUUAGAGAGUAAGAGAGGAGUGCAAUUUUUCUGAGACUGCAUUUUAUGUCUUUGUGGAUACAGCAUACAUGUAAACUCUUGUGAACAAUCCAAUUCCAUUUAAUGCACAGGUGUGUUUAAAAGUUA
Molecule: messenger RNA, 2768 nt
Organism: Camellia sinensis
Lineage: Eukaryota; Viridiplantae; Streptophyta; Magnoliopsida; Ericales; Theaceae
Source: RefSeq, a predicted model, not a curated record